GCCCUUUAUUUCCCAUAUGAGAAAAUCCAAACCCGAGAUCAGGAAAUUUAGCUAUAGCACAUUGGUAGCGGCAGACCCACGGAAACUCUUUAUCUUUUGUAUUGUAGUCCAACGCAAGUUUCCUUCUAUUUUGGGAAGAUGGCUUGGUUUCUCCUGACUCUUAAAAAAACAAAAACGAAAGCGAGCAAGCAAGCAUUCCCUAUGCUCAGAAGUCCAGUGGUGGGCACCAUGUGACCGUCUUUGGGGAGACAGGCUAUCCUCUCCCUUCAGGUCCUGGUUCUUCCGAGAUCAGGUGUGUUCUCUAAUUUUCCACUACUCCUCUUCCGAGACGGACUCAUUCUGAACCUACACUGAGCAGAGCCACACAGCACCUGUGGUCUCCUACUUUAGCACGCGGAGAAGGGAAAGCACAGAGCUGCUUUCUGGUCCUGAUUGAUGAUUUUUUUAAAAUCAUUUUAUUUACUUUUUUACUCCUAAAUAAACACCAAUCCGUGUUCCGCGGCUCUUUUAGUCAGAGACGCUAUUGCGCCCCUUCAGGGAAGAAGGUACGUUGCAAGGCUUCUCUUAGGAUACGCUCUUUUCCUUUAAAGCCAAAUCUUGGAAAGCGGCGGCCUGGAUCGUACCAUUCCGUACAAACAGGCGGAGAAGCGUCGGGACCCAGGAGAGGCACAGCCCUUGAUGCGUCAGAGCCGGCUCAAGGACUAGGCCGCGCUAGGUUGACGACGGGAGCUUGAUCUGCACGUGUUCUGAAAGUAAAGACUUGUCUGCUCUUCCCUACCUCUCCUCCGGCAGCUCCCCACGUCUUCCUCACCCCCACCUCAGGCAUCCCAUCGUCCCGUCCCGGGGAGGAAGUAGUUGCAAAAUCAUUCCAAAUCAAUCGCCUCCUCUGUCCCGAUGAGCCGCAUCUAUCACGACAGCGCCCUCCGGAACAAGGCAGUGCACAGCACUCGGCUGCCCGGUUCUUGGGACCCGGCUGCGCACCAGCGGGGAAAUGGCAUUCUUCUGGAGGGAGAACUGGUUGAUGUCUCUCGUCAUAACAUCUCAGAUGCUAGUGGCAAAAAGGAGCGUUACUAUGUGCUGUACAUCAGACCCAGCCGCAUCCAUCGCCGCAAAUUCGACUGCAAAGGGAACGAGAUAGAACCCAACUUCAGCAACACCAGGAAGGUGAACACGGGCUUCCUCAUGUCCUCGUACAAGGUGGAAGCCAAAGGUGACACGGACAGGCUCUCGCCCACGGAGUUGAAGGGACUGGUGGAAAAGCCAGAGCUGGUGGCGGUGACAAAAUGCCACACUCCAGACCAGGCACUAGCCUUUUGGAUUCCAGAGAUGGAGAUGGAGAAGAUUGAACUAGAGCUAGGUGCAGAACUUCGUCUGAAAACCCGGGGUGAUGGUCCUUUUAUAGGCUCUCUAGCAAAACUUGAGGCUGGAACAGUGACAAAGUGUAAUUUUGCUGGUGAUAGGCAGACAGGAGCAUCCUGGACAGAUAAUAUCAUGGCACAAAAAUCCUCAGAAGGAGUAGCCUCAGAGCUUCGAGGCCAAGGAGAUGGGGCCGAGGAUGACGAGUGGGAUGACUGAAAAUAGCAGGAAGAGGAACAUCUUGGUGACCACUCUCAGGAUGCAGCUUCUUUUGAAUACCUUCACUCUAAUUUCAUGUUUGAUGCUUCUUAUGGAACAGCAGCGGUAGAAAGGGAAGAUGUCAUCACCUCCUCUUAGCCGGAGUUGGAAUACACUUCAGACGGCCCAUCUCUGCUAAUAUCCCAUUGUGGCUCCUGAAGGAUCUGGACUCAAGACCUGUUCUUAGAAUUUUCCCAUGUUUAGGUGUCAUCCAGGAAAAGGACUCCAUUUCCUCAUUUGGGUGGUUUAAGAACCUUCUUGGAAUGUAACCUUUGAAAUGAAUUGGAGUUAUAUAUGACUACGCUUGGAGGAAACAAAAAUGAUUCAUUCAGCUGAGUCAGUGGCUCGUAGAAAGAAGUUGGUGAAUUCCCUGCUGAUCAUUUUGGCUUUUAACUUCUUGCAUGAGUUCCUGAAAAACUGAGUUUGGAUAUAAGUUCUGUCCCUUUUUGUGCCCCUUCCUUAUGGCCUUGAACAGAUUCAACUACUCUCUUUCACAGCUCCACCCCCUUUUUAUCUGUCUUGGCAAUGCAGCCAUAUUUCCAUUUACACUGUAACCUUCAUCCCCAAUUCCACCUUGUUCCUCUGAUAAUUGUCCCCUCACUACAGCUGGCUAUAUUAAUCAACAUCUCCCGAUUCCAAGAUGUCUUGGAUUGACCACCACUAAUUGAGUAAUUGAUGGGAAGAACCAAAGAGAUAGAGUUAUCCAUCUCUACAGGUGUAUCUAAUUAUUCUAUUACUCUAAAACUAAUCCUACCAGUCUAGAAUGUUUUGUUUUGUAAUGUAAUUUAUACUUCUUUUAUAACAGCUAAUUUUAUCAGUGGUUUUUGUCAAUUAUUAAAUUUCUGGAGGUGGAAGAACAUAAAACAACUCUCUGAUUUAAGUAUGUGAUUCCUAGUUUGAAUCAGGUCAGCUUACUGUGUGCCAAGAACUUUAUUAAUCUUUCCAAGUUUCAGGAUGCUCUUCAUUGAAAGUAAUUUCUAAGCAUUGGUAAUAUGUAAUGAAAAACAGAAUCUGAAGUAGUUGAAAUCUACCUUUCCCAAAAAAGGAGUGGACCCAGGUGGGGCCUUGAAGACCUCUGUAACUUAAUUUCUAAACUGAACAACCUAAGAAUAUCAGGCAGUCAGCAAGCAUUUAUUGAAUACCUAUUUUGUGCUAGGUGUUAUAUUAGGGGAAAGAUAAAAAGACAAACUGGUGACUCUAUUAUCUUUCCCUAGAUUGGAUAGUAACUGAACUUUUAUUUCAUCGCUUGGUUCUGCCAGUAAGCAUUUAUUAAGCACUUACUAUAUGUCAGGCACUGUGUUAAGUACUGGCAGUACAACGAAAGGCAAGUCCUAAAGGAAAAGAGUUUAAAAAUAAUGUAUUUAUCUUGAAGAUUUUCUGGUCAGUAUCAUUUUUCAGAUGGACACCUAGAAAACUUCUAGUUGCUCAUGAUGGAAGCCUAUUUUUCCGUAUUCCAGGGAUCUUGAAAUAGCAUCACUGAUGGAUUAAAUCCUCUAACAUUAUUUUCUUCCAGAGGGGAAAGAAAUAAACAUUGUAAAGUUCCUACUA
Molecule: messenger RNA, 3162 nt
Organism: Antechinus flavipes (yellow-footed antechinus)
Lineage: Eukaryota; Metazoa; Chordata; Mammalia; Dasyuromorphia; Dasyuridae
Gene: ARPIN
Product: actin related protein 2/3 complex inhibitor
Exons: 6
Coding region: 895-1575 (226 amino acids)
Biological process (GO): negative regulation of actin nucleation
Source: RefSeq, a predicted model, not a curated record